This is a messenger RNA of Penicillium salamii, 3264 nucleotides long. The record is from the annotation of a GenBank genome assembly. Lineage: Eukaryota; Fungi; Ascomycota; Eurotiomycetes; Eurotiales; Aspergillaceae.
AUGCCUUCCAGUUUCGGAGCCGGCGAUAUUCCCAUCCUCGCCAAGUUGACAUGGGAUCUUCAUAACCAAUGUCUUGCUCUCAGCAAGGACGGCCCCGAUGGGUUCAAGAGGCUAGUUACCGAGCUUGGCUCAUUGCAGGGAACGCUUCGCACCUUCGGUGGAGAUUCAGGCUCAUAUUUGUCUCUAUUCGAGAAGAUGGAUGAGGAUCGGAAGCAGACCCUCCAGCGAUCCCUGAGUGCUUGUUUCAAAACUCUCCACGGACUGAAGGAGCUUCUUGCUCGGUUUCAAGGCGUUGGAAUAGGCGAUGGGCAUAGUCUUUGGCGAAGGAUCAAAUGGGUGACUCAACGAACCCAUGUUGAAGACAUCAGAUCCAAGAUCAUGGUUCACACUUGCAACCUGGGCCUAUGCAUAAGCUCUAUUGGGAAUGAUUCACUCGUUCGAAUUGAGAAUUCCAUGGCGCUGGCAAUGGAGGAGGAUGAGGAAAUCAUAUUCAGCACCGAGCCAUCUCCUGUCCGGGAAACAGACUCUAUAGUCUCACCAAUGACCCCAGAUGCAGUGGAAUUACCAGCCAAUGACGAAAAUUAUUCACCACAACCAGUGCGGACUAAAGUUGCGGAGCUGGCCGACACCAGAAUUUCUAUCGACAGUGCAAGCGACUUCAAACAUGCCUCCACCUCCUCCGAGUCGGCCAUCACUGGGUCAGAAGUAUCACUUCUUAAUGGAGUUUCACCAACCUCUUGGCUGUCAUUGAACACGUCACCUCCAAUCACGACACCACACAUCGCCCAUCCUCGAGCGCGUAGCGAGCAACUUCUUUUUGGCGGCUCCAUUGACGGACGGGCACUGGAUGAUAAGACACGAUCUAAUGACUGUUUAGUUGAGAAGCAGUUCUCAAUUUAUAGCGAUGACUAUGCAUCUAUUGAUGAUGGUCACCCUCGUGUGAUGGAAGCUGUCACAUCUGCAAUGCAGCAUCUUCACCAUGUGCGCCACCAGGAGCAGGUUUCUCGGCCGAUCCGUGUUGAGCCACAGAACCAAUUACAUCGACCAUCCUCUGAGAUCUUGAAGCUGUUCGAAGUUUCUGUGAAUUACGAAUUGCAGAUCAGAAGGCUGAUUGCACGAGAUUGGCUUCGUGUUGCUACAUGGUGGUUACUGAAGGUUGGAUCUUUAUGCUGGAAUGACAUCCUCUUGCUGACUAUAGAAAAAAAGGCGCGCGCAACAUUAGCAAACUGCAACAGACACAUCUACUCCAGUGCCAGGGGCAGCCUGACUCCUUCCACAGAAUCAAAAUCCAACGGCAACCAAGCUUACCUUGACAUUCUGAAGGCUUCAUAUGUUCUGUAUGAUAUAGUCCUGGCAGAUGCAGCGUCACCUGCCCCAUUACUUGACGAGGACCGCAAGUCAAUCGUCGAGCUUUCCGAGAAUCUCAAUGAGGAAAUUUCCCAGUAUACAUCAAUUGAUAUCCCCGAGCUUUCCAGCUUGCGGGCUCAAAACACGGAACUCUGGGAACCUAUGCAACCCGAGGAGACACCAGAUAACGGAGUUGAUCUCGAUCUUGGUCUAGAAAAUCUACGUUGGGUCGCCGUGGACCUUGAGGAUGCAGGCAACGAGCAUGAAAAAGUCCUCUAUCGCACAUUCGUCAACGCCGGCAUUGGAGGCAAGAAGUCACGCAUGCGCACCAAAGGUGCUCCCUAUAUGUUGCUACUCGUAACACGGGAAGGCGAAAGUGAGCCGAAAAUCGUGCUUUGCAACCAAAGCGGUACCCUGUGUCUUGAAAGAGACUGUGAGUAUCACCAUUUCAUGAUGUUCUGCGUGGUUCUAACUCACGUAGUUACAUUGGAGGACCUCCCACCCCUUGUGCAAUUGUCAAAUUCCACUUUGACUGGGUUCCCAGGCUCGCGCGUCUUGGAGCCAAUACCUUUCAAGUUCGAAGACAUGAGUGUUUCAAUCUCAUUCCAGUUUCAAGCAGAUCUCAGCCAUUGCAUUAACAUCUCAAAGGCCUACUUUGACGCUGUUGCACAGCGGGAACCAGUUGAUUCUACCAAUUUCACGGAGACUGUUAUAUUCAAGAGCUCCGUGGAGGUAUUUGAACAGCUCAACACCCCGGCCAUGAAAUCAAUGAAUCCACCCGUCAUGCUCAAAUCUUGUGAGGUUCGUAUUCUGGAGCGAUCCUUUGGAGAAGUUUGGCGGAAUACUCGUCGCAUGGUCAUCAGCUCCUCCGCUGCAGAGAAGGCUCCGAGAAUUAUUGAACUCUUAAUGCCCCUUAGCGGAGUCCUGAUUAAGCGUGAUGACUCCUCUCGCCAAGUUCUUCUACAAUGGUCCGACACAUGCCAAGCACGAUUUGACAAAACCGAUGGCAACUACAACACCCUUCACUCGUAUGUAUACGACGAAACCGCGCCUAAUCUGGGGAUCGGUCUACAAUUCUCCAAGAAGGAACUGGCAGAAGAAUUCCAAGGCGCCGUUCUCGAAAUGAAUUUCCGCCAUGGCUUUUCCUGGUCACAGCCCAGUAGCUCUGGUCUUGUUUACGAUGUGGUUGAUGCCGGGACAGAGCACAAACAAUACAAGGCUAUUCUGGUUUUGCGCAAUCGCACAUCUUGGCAAUAUUCGGAUCUGUACUUCGUUUAUCGUGAUGCCGACUAUACAUACGACCACACCACGCACAGUAUCUGCUUCCCUCGCAUCUAUUGCACAGACUAUAUUUCCACUCAUGUGGAUCAGCUCUAUCAACCCGAGACCCCCGUUACGUUCUCUCACUGUGAAAAGAAGGCCAACCAGACGACAAUCGAGUUCGGCACUGAGAUAGCAGCUCGAUCAUUCCUCACCUCUCUCUCACCCCUCUAUGAACUUCUCUAUUCCCGGCGUGUUCAGAACAUUUCUGCAAAAACAAAUGCAAUCCUCGGCUUCCAGAAGCUAGGGAAAGGAAACCUUGAGCUCCAAGUAUGGCGCCGAGGAACAUCAUUCCAACUUGCUGCUCGGUGGUACGGCACCGUCUCGGACAAGUGGUUUACAAUGGCUAUUCCGUCUGCGUUUGUUGAUGCUUCGAAGGAUAACACACGGGUAAUACUCCCCCGGACGACCUUUUUGCGUGGAACAACACUGGAUAUGAUGAACAUUAUGGCGCGAGCUCCAAAGAGCCCAAAUGUCAAAAACAAAGAAGCGGCUAUCUCUAUAUCAUUUCAGACUAGUGAAGGUAAGUCAAAGUCUGAGAUCUCUGAUCAAUGCUUUGAUUGUGGACAUAUUGCUAAUUUUUUACGACUGUUAUAG